AUGAGAGGUGACGCACCUGCUCCACAGGCUGUCAGAAGUAGAGAUUUACAACAGUUACAAGAAAUAUUAGACGGCAAGGAGUGCUCGUUGUUCAGUGUAACGUCUCGAGGGGAUUCAUUGCUUCAUUUGGCUGUUAGCACAAAUAACAAUGAUAUGGUUACUUUCCUUCUUCAGCAAGAAGCCGAUAUAAAUCUUGGAAACGAUAAAGGUAACACGCCUUUGCAUGUCGCAACCGCGAACAGCAUUUCAACCGAAAUCGUCCAAACUCUUCUGAACGCUGGGGCCAACCUAGAUGCGUGCAAUCUCUGCAGACGAUCGCCUUUACAUGCUUUCUUCAACGAGACCACCAAAUCAAUACACAUAUCUGCGCAAUUUCUUGACAUGAACAGCGUUGAUGACCGGAACAUGACAAUUUUACAUUACGUAGUAUGGCCCAAUAUUUCAACAGUCGAUGGUAGAGAAGCUCGCCACUUGAAGCAGAAUCGACAGAUCUUGCUAAGGGACUAUUUAUGUCGCGGUAUGCUUCAUCUAGCUGCCCAGCGAGGAAACCUCGGAAUUGUACAAGAGUUUUGCUCGUCACAUUUUGCCGAGACACCAAGCCAGCCUGACUUGCUUGGUCGAACUCCAAUGCAUUAUGCGGUGGAAAGUGGUCGGGCUGCGCAGGUUAUCAAUCUUCUUCUGAAGCAAGGCCUAGCCCCCGAAGUACGAGAUCUACAGAGAAGGACACCUCCCCACCAAGCUGCUCUUCACAACAACGUGGUGGCGAUAGAGGCUUUAUUAUCCACAGCUGGCAACCGCGAUGCUGUCUUGGAAGAUUUGGACCAUAGAGCGCCAUUCGCGGUCGCUCAGAUGGCCCAAAGUUCUGACGCAGCCAGGGUAUUGGCCUCGAAAAGAUGUGGGCCGCGCUCCAGCAGAGUUGAAAGGACGCGAGUGCGUCAUGUAACUCUUGCUCGCAUUCUCAUCUGGAAAUGCCUUAGUUUUGCUUGGAAGCACAAGCUCGUGGUCGCUCUCGUGGUCAUUCUCUUACGUGCCAAAUGA
Messenger RNA from Exophiala aquamarina CBS 119918, 1038 nucleotides. RefSeq lists its product as uncharacterized. Bases 1 to 1038 code for a protein of 345 amino acids. Gene Ontology annotation, molecular function: protein binding. The record is from RefSeq and is a predicted model, not a curated record. The transcript has a single exon. NCBI's taxonomy places the organism in Eukaryota, Fungi, Ascomycota, Eurotiomycetes, Chaetothyriales, Herpotrichiellaceae.